AUGUCUAGCGAGUUCUUUCCGGACGUCCCCAAGAUUUUGUAUAAGGGUCCAGAGUCGACGGAUCCACUCAGUUACCGCCAUUACAACCCAGACGAGGUGAUUGCGGGCAAGCCCAUGAAGGAAUGGCUUCGCUUCAGCGUGUGUUUCUGGCACACCUUUGUGGGAGGCGGAGGUCAAGACCCCUUUGGUGAAAAAACCUUGUGUCGUCCUUGGGAAGACGGCAUUAGCGAUCCCAUUGAAUUGGCCAAACGCCGCAUUGACGUGGCCUUUGAGCUCUUUACCAAGUUGGGCGUCCCAUUUUAUACCUUUCACGAUUUCGAUGUGGCACCCGAAGGUUCCACGCUGGAAGAAUCGCAGCAGAAUUUGGAUACCAUUGUCGCCUAUCUGAAGGAAAAGCAACAAGCCACGGGUGUUCAGCUCUUGUGGGCCACGCAGAAUCUGUUCACUCACAAGCGCUACAUGAACGGAGGCAUGACCAAUCCCAGUCUGCACACAUUUUGCUAUGCAGCCGCUUCCAUUCAAAAAGUCAUGGACAUCAACAAUGCCUUGGGAGGCCAGAAUCACGUCUUUUGGGGUGGUCGCGAAGGCUAUCAGAGCAUGCUCAACACGGACUUUAAGAAGGAAUGCGAUCACAUGGCUGACAUGUACCGGAUGGCCAUUAAAUACAAAGAGGCCAAGGGAUACACCGCCCAAUUCUUGAUUGAACCGAAACCUCGAGAACCUACCAAACACCAAUACGAUUACGACGCGCAAACCUGCAUGGCCUUUCUCCAGACAUAUGGUUUGGAUGAGCACUUCAAGCUCAACAUUGAACCCAACCAUACCACGUUGGCGGGCCAUGAAGCGGCUCAUGACAUUUGGGUCAGUUCCGUCUAUGGAAAGUUGGGUAGCAUUGACUCCAACACGGGCGACACAAUGCUCGGAUGGGACACGGACAAUUUCCCAAUGGACGUGGCUCAGGCAACAGCCAUCAUGUCGGUGGUCUUGAAGCAGGGAGGUCUCGGCACUGGCGGUCUCAAUUUUGAUUGCAAGGUACGUCGCGAAUCGGUGGAUCCCGUGGAUCUCUUUAUUGGUCACAUUGGUGCCAUGGAUGCCUAUGCGUUGGGUUUGCGAAAGGCGGCCAAGAUGCAAGAGGAAGGGACCCUGGACAAAAUGCUCCAGGAACGCUACUUGACCUGGUCUACGGAAGAACUCGGCAAGAAAAUCGAAGCUGGAGAGGCCACUUUGGAGGAGUGUGCGGCAUAUGCCAAGGCCCAAGGAGAACCACCCUUGGUUUCGGGAAAACAAGAAUUGUAUGAGAUGAUCCGCAACCGGCAUCUCUACCCCAGUCAUUAG
Messenger RNA from Seminavis robusta, 1335 nucleotides. The record is from the annotation of a GenBank genome assembly. NCBI's taxonomy places the organism in Eukaryota, Bacillariophyta, Bacillariophyceae, Naviculales, Naviculaceae.